Messenger RNA from Toxoplasma gondii ME49, 5277 nucleotides. RefSeq names its product AMP-binding enzyme domain-containing protein. NCBI's taxonomy places the organism in Eukaryota, Apicomplexa, Conoidasida, Eucoccidiorida, Sarcocystidae. Gene Ontology annotation, cellular component: endoplasmic reticulum; membrane. Bases 973 to 3738 code for a protein of 921 amino acids. The transcript has 4 exons. Gene Ontology annotation, molecular function: long-chain fatty acid-CoA ligase activity. The record is from RefSeq and is a predicted model, not a curated record.
GAAGAAAGGAGGGCGACGGGGCAAAGAGGAAAGGGGAUAAAAAACGGAGCAGCAGGCGAGAACAGAGAGAGAAGAAGGAGAAAGCUUUUUGGAGAAUCCGUCCAGAGGCUUGUCGGCGUGUGUGUCCUGUUGAACUUCGAUUCGAGACCUAUCAGUACGCGCGCGUUUUUUACUGGUCCCUGGAGAGCUUCGCUGCCGGGCUCCCCUUCGAUGGUUUCGCAGUCGCCGCUGAAGAAAACGAAUUUGCUGGAACAGCGAAAGGAAGGAAAGGCGGUGGGAGUCAAAAACUUUCAAAAUCUCCCCGCCCCCUUUGCAUCUGAAAAGCCAAACGCUCGCCGCAGCCUGCCUUCCCGCCAUUCAAGACCAUCCGGCUGCUGGGCCAUGGUGGUGGCGCCUCGGGGCAACGAAGAUUGCGUUUUUGACAUAUUUUUCAGUUGCUCAGGCAUCGACGAGUCUCCUGCUGUUUGUACAAUGUUCGCGUUCUUUAAAAACUUGGGGUCUUUGCUCGGAAAGCUCCUCAGCUCCCCCAGAACUAGCUCGCGCAAGCUCUCCUGACAUCGCAGCCAGCUCAGAGCCCAGCGGGCACCCGAGCCAGGCGAGAAGAAUAGAGUCGCCAGUUCCACUACUCUUCUCUUCUUUUUAUGACUUGGUCCCGCUGCAGUCGAGUCCCUCCCGCUCUGCUCGGUCUCCGGCUGCUCUUCUUUUUCUUCUCGCGUUCGUUCCGCGACUCCGUCCCGCUCUCCCCUCUCGGCUUUCUCCUCCUUUCUGCUUCUUUCUUCUUCUUCCGCUUCAUUUUUGCCUCUCUCUGCGGUCCUUCUUCUACACUCCUGUGUUGCUUUCUCUUUCCUUCUCUGCCCUCCUCUCCACGCUCCCUCUUCUCGUUUUCGGCCUUCUUCGUCUCUCGUUGCCUCGAUCCGGCUCUUCCCCUCCGCCGCCUUUCCUCGUCGCGCGGUUGCCGUCUGCUUUCUCGAGAUGGCGUUGCUUUUUGACCCCUCGGACAUGCCUCCGACGGGGCGGCUGGUGUCCGUGGGCGCAGAAGGCUUGGAGGAGUGUGCCGGUGUACAGACAGUGCUUUCUCUGCAGUCAGCCGCGCGCUUGAAUCGGCAGUUGAAGCCGAGCAAGUCGGGUGAGGACCUCUUCUGGACGACAGAUGUGACGAAGGAGCUCCCGAUUCGCGUCGCGGAGUCCGGACCUGCCUCGCUGCCUCCGCUGACGGUCGUCGACUUCUUUGCAGACACCGUGAGGCGUUUUCCAGACUCUCCAGCUCUCGCUUUUCAGCCUCACGCCUCGCCGCGCAUUCUGUCGCGCGACGCUGUCUCUCUCCAGAGAGCGCGCGCCGCGAAGGAGACGCUUGAGGCAUCUGGAAGUCGAGACGGCGCCUCGAAAACCUCGCAGGAGGCUGGCGGGGCCUCGCCGCAGCAUCCCCCGCGGUGCGCGGAUUCGGAGACUCCAGGAAACUCCGACCGGUUACACGUCGAGAAAGACGACGGCGGAUCCAUGUUGACUUCCCUAUUGCCGCGAAAGAGCCUCGACGCCUCCGCUCCCCCCUCGUACGUCGAGGGACCUUUCCCCGGCUGGUGUAUGUACACCUGGCAGGGGUACUGGAACGACAUUUGCAUGUUUGCGAAAGGUCUCCUGUACCUCGGGUGCGACAGAAGAUCUCGCGUCGCGAUCAUGGGAUGCAACAGCCCUGCUUGGGCGAUCGCCUACUUCGGCGCGAUCUUCGUCGACGGCGUCGCGGUCGGAGUCUACACGACGAACUCCGUGGAGGCGACGGCACACGUCGUGGAACACUCGCGGUGUCGCGUAGCGGUUGUCGACUCGCUCGCAAACAUGGAGAAGCUUUUGCAGGUGAAGAAGCGGCAACAGGAGGCUCGCGAGGCGCGGCUGCAGCGUGCAGUUGACGCGGUGGAAGGGCGUCCGUCGACGGGGCCGCAGGCCGCAGCACAGGCCGCAAAACAGGAGUGCAAAAAGAGUCGCGAAAACGGCGACGCAGAGCGGUUGCGUCUCUCUCCGGAGCUGAAGAAGCGGCGAACGUUGGCGGCGAGGUCUCCUCUGGACGGCGGUCGGUCGCAGGAGGUGUCGUCUUCGGAGGCUUCUCUCGCGGAGGAAGAGCGCGGCGGUGCCUCGCGGUCCGAGGCGCUGGCGGAGGCGUUUCUGGAAGAAGAGCAAGGCGCCUGCGACGUUUUGCAGAUGAUUGUGGUGUACAGGGACCGGGUGCCGGACGGCUACGAAGACGACGGAGUGAUUUCCUUCGAGGACUUUCUGCAACUCGGGACCGCGGUGAACGACGCUCUGUUGACGGCGCGCAUGGAGAGUCAGAAGCCGGGCGAGUGUUGCUCCCUCGUCUACACGAGCGGCACGACAGGCUUCCCGAAAGGCGUCAUGCUCUCGCACGACAACUUCACCUGGACGGCAGCUUGCUCCUCUCACAUGAUGAAGAUCGAUCACACGCACCGGCUCGUCUCUUUCCUCCCUCUCUCACAUGUCGCCGCUCAACUCGUCGACCUCUACAUGCCUGUGACCAUGGGGUGCUGCGUCUACUUUGCGCGACCGGACGCUCUCCAGGGAUCUCUCAUCGACACCGUGAAGCGCGUCCGGCCGACUUGGUUCCUCGCCGUUCCGCGCGUCUGGGAGAAGAUUGAACAGAAACUCAAGGAAGUCGCGGCUGCCCGGGGCGCCGGCUUCAAAAACCGCCUCGCCGCCUGGGCCAAAGACGUCGGCUUCAGAGGCACCGAGGCCCUCCUCAACGGCCAGUCCCACGAUGUCCCCACCGCUUUCCCUUUCGUCAUGAAACUCAUUCUCCACCAGGUUCGGAAGGCCCUGGGGAUGGAGCUUUGUUUGGGUCUAGGAAGUUGCGCUGCGCCGCUGGAUCCGGAGACACAGAAGUACUUCAUGAGCCUGGGGAUGCCGAUCAACUCCAUUUACGGCUUGAGCGAGAGCACAGGACCGCAGACGUUCAUCCUUCCUGCCCCUGGCUGGUACAAAGUGGGGAGCAUUGGCCAUGCGAUGCCGGGGACAGACAUGUACGUUGCGAACGAGAACGCAGAAGGCCAUGGAGAGAUUUGCUUUCGCGGAAGAAACAUUUUCAUGGGAUACUACAAAGACGAGAAGUCGACGCGAGGCACGCUCGACGAGAACGGCUUUCUGCACACUGGCGACCUCGGAUACGUGGACUCCGACGGUUUCGUCUACCUCACUGGCCGCAUCAAGGAGUUGAUCAUCACGGCGGGAGGCGAGAACGUCGCGCCGCUCCUCAUCGAAAGCUUGCUGAAACAGGAAAUGCCUCAAGUUCUCUCCAACUGCAUGGUUGUCGGCGACAAGCGCAAGUUUCUCGGCGUCCUCAUCUGUCUGUACACCGCGAAGGACAAGAACGACAACCCCACAGAGGUCCUCGCCCCCGAGCUCGUGCGCUUCUUCUCAAAGAACGGGAUACAGGUGCAAACAACUCAGGAAGCGAUGAACAGCGUCGGAGUCAAUCAACUCAUUCGAGAAGCCAUUGAACGUGCAAACAUAAAAACCAUCUCCAGGGCGCAGUCCGUACAGGGUUGGCGCGUCUUGCCGACAGACUUUGCAAUCGACACGGGCGAGUUGACGGCGACGAUGAAGCUGCGCAGGAAGUUUGUCGAGAAGAAAUACGAGGAGUUCGUGGAAGACAUGUAUCGCUCUCCCCUGCCUUCUUGCCUCGCGUCCCCUCAGCAUGAGAAAACCGUUGCUGCGCUGCAGGCAAAGCUGUGAAACUCAAGAAGAAAGAAGCUGAACGACGAAUUUCAGAAGCUGCGGAAGGAUGCGGUGCCCCCCCUGGCAAAAGGGAGAAGAACAUCUCUGCAGCGGUCAAGGUUGAUCUUUUUUCCUUCAUCACAUUUCCUUGUUGUGCGGUGACGAAGGAUCACACGAGGGGACCAGAGCGAGGACUGAAGCUGCGAGAAGAGAACAUCGAAGAGAGUCUUGCGGUGGACAGAAGCCAUCGAAAGACCUCUGGAACGAGAGUGACUGUCUUUUUCGUUUUUCCGGUAUCCUCCCCGGCGGUCGAUGUACCGCUAGAGAAGCGAGUCGCGUCUAGGUUGUUGCGUCCUUUCUCGUUUGUUCUGUCCCUCUCUGUCUAUUCUUUUGUGUUUUGCGCGUUUUCUUUACCUUUUUUCUCUCUUUCUUUACCUCCUCUCCUUCUGUGUCAUUACCGCGCUUUCUCUUCUUUUUUCCCUCGCGCGCGUUCUGUUCCUCUCUUCGGCGUUCUUUAUCCUUUUGAAAAGUGCAGAGAAGCGAACGCAGAGCCGCUCGCUUGCACUCUGGCGCGGGUCGCCGAUUUCAUGAGACGCCGAAAUUCGCGAAAAGAGCCGAGUUCAGAACUGCAUGCAGAAGCAGACUCUUCGUCCCAGUCACAUGCGAGGAGGUCUUUCUUCGAGUCUCCACACACCUGCCGCCGCGAACGAGGUCUCUGUCCACUUCUUCGUCAAUUCGCGUCUGUCCAUCUUUUUCGAGUGAGUGUUCGCGCUUCUUUUUCGGCGACAUGCGUGCAAUGACUGCAUGCAGAGGCGCUUGUUGAAUGCGCCGCGGGUGCCAAGUUCGUCGCUGUUUUUAAAAGGCGCGAGAGGCUUUUUUUGAGUGAUCUGUGCGUUCCUCGUCUCUCGUUUUUUAUAGUCGUCGUUCGCGUGCUCGGAAAGGCAACUCUCUGUCGACAAGAGCCAGAGGGGAGAAACGCGUUUCGCAGAGACCAUACACAGAGGGCGGAGUCUCCUCGUCGUCUCCUUCCCCUCUUUUUGCACGAACCUCGGGGAAGAGAAGCUCGCCAGGACGAACCUGCGGGUUUGGGGAUCUCGGCGUCUCUGGGGGCAAGAGACGCCUCGAUCAGCGGAACCUUCCUCGUCAUUCGAACUGCCAACAUCACCUGCUUCUGUUCCAGAUAUUCAGAGUCCCCACAUUGCCCGUUGCUCCUCUCUUUUUGCUGGUGCGCUUUCCCUUGUUCUGAAGAGAAAGAAAGCCGAUCGAAUAGCGCGCGCAGAUGCGCUCUCCACGUCCUUCCUCGCCAGUCAACGCAGAAGGCGGUCUCCACACUUCGCUGUAGACCCUGGGCCUUUACCGCGCGCCGUUGGUUUUUUCAAGUCGACCUCUUUGUGUGUUCGUUCUCCACCUCCAUGCAUAUAUAUAUAUAUAUAUAUAUAUAUAUAUAUAUGCAUGUAUGCGUAUGCAUGUAUAUAUGCAUAUCUGUGUAUGUGGACGUGUACAUGCAUGUCUGUUUGUGUGCGAAGGACUGACGCAGCGCUUUUUUCCUUCACUUUC